CCAAUCCCACCCACUGGUUUGGAUGACUAUCAAAAAAGUUGGCAACUGGAUAAGAAUGUUUUAGUGUCGCCACGUUUCAAAAGUCCCUCAACGUUUCAUUAAUUAUAUAUUUUGCACCUAAUUAAUAAAAAAAACAUUUCUUGGACAUCCCAAAUGCGAACAGGCGGGAAGAAGAGAGAUGGUCUUGCCAAUCCUCUGCUCAAAAGCUCGGUGGAUCAGUCCAUCUUUGGCAGCUCUAAGACCUUCAUCAGUUUGUAGAGACCCUUUUCACUGUUCACUCUUUUCUGGGUUGACCAGUUCCUUUCUGGGUCUUCCCAGAAAACGCUUUGAUUCAGACUCAAGGAACGAGCUAACAACUUUAGCACAAGUACCUCCAGUCAAGAACCCAGUUCUGAGGCUAGAGGUUUCAAGUGAUACAAACUUUAUAGUGAAAAAUGUGCCAAAAACUAAGAAUGAAGUGGAGAUGUUUGAUGAUAUUAAACAGAGGUUUCUGAGUUUUAAGAAGCGUGUCUAUUCGGAAAAGUUGGAGCAUUAUCAAAGACUUGCAGAAGUACAAGUGCCUAAGUUCAUGGUGAUUGCUUGUGCAGACUCCAGGGUAUGCCCUUCCAACAUUCUUGGAUUUCAACCUGGAGAAGCCUUCAUGAUUCGAAAUGUGGCAAAUCUUGUUCCUCCACUUGAGAAUGGACCAUCAGAAACUAAUGCUGCCCUUGAGUUUGCAGUAAACACUUUAGAAGUUGAGAAUAUAUUAGUCAUUGGGCAUAGUAGAUGUGGAGGAAUUGAGACCCUCAUGAGCAUGCAAGAUGAGUUAAGCUCAAGCUUUAUCCACAAAUGGAUUACCAAAGCGAAAUUCGCCAAGUUAAAAACAAGAAAUGUUGCUCGGAGUUAUAGUUUUGAUGAGCAAUGCAGGCAUUGUGAGAAGGAAUCUGUUAACCGUUCAUUGUUGAAUUUGCUGACAUACCCCUGGAUAGAGGACCGGGUAAAGAAUAACCUCGUCUCAAUUCAUGGCGGGUAUUAUGAUUUCUUGAAUUGUACUUUUGAGAAAUGGAUUCUUGAUGUCAAUAACGAUAGCAGCAACAUUGAUGGGGCCAAAUAUUUGUUCAAAGACCAUGAGAUUUGGUCUUGAACCUUUUUUUCUUUCUUUCUCUAUAACAAUGCUUUCUGCCUCCAUUGUAAUGUAUUAUUAAUUAUGUACAUGCUAUAUCUUAAUUAGUAAUAGAUGAUUAAAGAUAAUUCAUAUCUUGAUUCCAAA
Humulus lupulus (European hop) is the source of this 1249-nucleotide messenger RNA. Its product is annotated as beta carbonic anhydrase 5, chloroplastic-like. NCBI's taxonomy places the organism in Eukaryota, Viridiplantae, Streptophyta, Magnoliopsida, Rosales, Cannabaceae. Gene Ontology annotation, biological process: carbon utilization. Bases 179 to 1123 code for a protein of 314 amino acids. The record is from RefSeq and is a predicted model, not a curated record. The transcript is spliced from 10 exons. Gene Ontology annotation, molecular function: carbonate dehydratase activity; zinc ion binding.